This is a messenger RNA of Cordyceps militaris CM01, 1686 nucleotides long. Its product is annotated as efflux pump antibiotic resistance protein, putative. Gene Ontology annotation, molecular function: transmembrane transporter activity. Gene Ontology annotation, biological process: transmembrane transport. Gene Ontology annotation, cellular component: membrane. Bases 1 to 1686 code for a protein of 561 amino acids. The transcript is spliced from 2 exons. The record is from RefSeq and is a predicted model, not a curated record. Lineage: Eukaryota; Fungi; Ascomycota; Sordariomycetes; Hypocreales; Cordycipitaceae.
AUGACGAGUCGGAAGUCAUCAACGGCGACAUCCUCCUCCGCAGAGCUCUCCGAUACCGCGACGCUGACAUCGCUGGAUCUCACACGGCCCGCCCAGCUCACCCAAGCCGAUCUCGAGCGCCUCGGACGCGAGCGGCCGCCCAUCUUUGCGAGCACCUUUAUCGAAGUUGCCUUUGUCAUCUCCAUCGUCAUGUCUCUCAUGAUGAGCGAGUACUUCACCUCGGGCUUCAACAUUAUCCUGCCGACGCUGACACGCGCGGUGCACAUCCCCGAGGCGGCGCGUACGUGGCCGACGGCCGUGCCCAAUCUGGCCGCCGGCGUCGCGCUGCUGCCGUUUUCCCGGCUGUGCAGCCAGUGGAGCGCGCGCGUCGUCUUCCUCGGCGGCCACGUGUGGCUGAUGGCGUGGGCGGCGGCGGCCGGCUUCUGCACGAGCGCGACGCCGCUCAUUGUCUGCCGCGCGAUGCAGGGGCUCGGCUUCGGCGCGUUCCUGCCGGCCGGCCUGUCCAUCCUCGGCCAGAUCUACCGGCCGGGUCCCCGCAAGAACCGCGUGUACUGCGUCUACGGCGCCUUUGCGGCCGUCGGCUUCUACUUUGGCAUUCUCACAGCCGCCCUCACCACGCAGUACGCCGACUGGCGCUGGUACUUUUAUCUCGGCGCCACGCUGCAGUUCGUCGUCGUCGCCGUCAGCUACGCCGCCAUUCCGCGCGAGCUCCACGACGUGGACCCGGACGCGCGCAUGGACUGGCUGGGCCUCGUGACGUCGGUGCCGGCGCUGGCGCUCAUCAACUUUGCAUUUUCCGAGGGAAACCACGGGCCGCAGGGCUGGGGCACGCCGUACAUUGUCGUGUGCUUAGUGAUGGGUGUUAUUUGCCUCGGCCUGACGGUCUACGUGCAGGGAUGGGUAUCGACGCAGCCACUCAUGCCGCGGCGGAUAUUCAAACCAAAGUACAUGAUUCGACUAUUCGUCUCGCUGUUUUGCUUUUACGGUGUCAAUUCCAUCUUCUUGUUUUACAGCAGUCUUUACAUCGGCAAUGUGCUUCAUGCAAGCCCCAUUCUCUCUGCCGCUUGGUACACGCCCCUCUUUCUCGGUGGUCUCUUUCUUGCCAUAAUAGGUGGCAUGGUGCUGCAUUUACUAUCAAAUCAGAUCCUCCUCAUCGUGUCCAGCCUCGGCUUUCUCUUUUGCGUGCUGCUAUUCGCCAUUCUGCCAAUCGACUCUGGGCAGCCUACGAGCACUCUCUAUUGGAUGUACAUAUUCCCAGCCAUGUUUUGCGCAACUCUGGGCAUCGACCUUUCUUUCAACGUCACCAAUGUGUUUUUGACGACGGCGCUGCCGAAGCGCGACCAGGCUGUGGUGGGCGGCAUCACAAAUUGCCUGAUCUACAUUGGUAGCUCCUUUUGUCUCGGGUCCAGUGAUUUGCUCAUCUCAUCUGUGCAGAAAGUCACAGGCUCAAGCCUGAGUUUGGCACGGCAAUAUCGACUCGGCUUAUGGCUGGGUGUCGGACUGGCAGGCGUGUCGCUGCUGUUGACGGCCACCAUGCGUCUGGGCUCGGCGUCGGCGGAGCUCACCGCGGACGAGAAGGAGGAACUACGUCAAAUAGCGGAGAAGGAGAGCCUAGAGACGGCAGACACGGCAUUUGUCGCUGACAAGGAAGCGAUGCUCGUCAUCAAAGAAAAGUUGGACAAUUAG